This is a messenger RNA of Pantherophis guttatus, 4467 nucleotides long. It is a transcript of the gene SLC16A14, whose product is annotated as solute carrier family 16 member 14. The record is from RefSeq and is a predicted model, not a curated record. Gene Ontology annotation, biological process: transmembrane transport; monocarboxylic acid transport. Gene Ontology annotation, molecular function: monocarboxylic acid transmembrane transporter activity. Lineage: Eukaryota; Metazoa; Chordata; Lepidosauria; Squamata; Colubridae.
AGGAGGUUUACGCCGAGGCCAACUCCUCUGGGGACCAAAGGGCAACGAUCGGGAGGGGAGGAUGGAGGAUAUAAGCCCCAACCCAGCCCCAGCCCCUCUGGCUUCCCUCUCCUCUUUCGCGCCGACAGGGAAAGGCUCCGGACGCUGAGUGAAAAAUGCCUCUUGCAGCACUUCUCGGGAAUCGGUGGGAAGCACCAGCGGCUGCACCGUCCCAAUUCUCGGGAGGCAUUCAGGAGUAAAACGGUCCCUUUCGGGGUUACAGCUUGAAUAGCAGCCCUGCUGUGCUGAUGAGGGGUGGGGAAGGCUCAGACAAGAAAGGAAGAAGGCAGCACAGAUGCCUGCAAUUUUUGUACUUGACCGAAAAUGUACGACAGUCACGAAGAUGUUGAUUCGGAUUCUGAAAAGAACUCUAAAGAGAGGGAGCAGAAGCUGAAGUUAAAUCCAGAUAUUGAUAGAGGAUGGGCUUGGAUGAUAGUCUUUUCUUCUUUCCUGGUGCAUAUACUCAUCAUGGGAUCACAAAUGGCUCUUGGAAUUCUCAACAUGGAAUGGCUUGAAGAGUUCAGUCAAAGUCGAGGGCUGACGGCAUGGGUCAGCUCCCUCAAUAUGGGCAUUACUCUGAUUGUAGGUCCCUUUAUUGGUUUGUUUAUUAACACCUGCGGGUGUCGGAAGACAGCAAUAACUGGAGGAAUCUUAAAUGCCCUGGGAUGGAUAUUAAGUUCCUAUGCUUCAAAUGUACAUUACCUCUUCAUUACAUUUGGAAUUAUAGCUGGUAUUGGAAGUGGGAUGGUGUACCUGCCUGCUGUGGUUAUGGUGGGAGAAUAUUUUCAAAAGAGAAGGGCUCUUGCCCAGGGACUCAGCACAACUGGAACAGGCUUUGGUGCCUUCCUGAUGACAGCUUUGUUGAAAUAUCUUUGUCUGGAGUUUGGCUGGAGGAAUGCCGUGUUCCUUCAUGGUGCAGUCUGUCUGAACCUGUGUGUUUGUGGAGCACUUCUGAGGCCAAUUCGUUACAAGAAGGAAGCUCCUGAGCAAAGCAAGGAUGGAAACAAGAGUCAAAGCAAUAGUCCAACAAAAAUUCUUUCCUGCUCUGCCGAAGUGCUAACAUCUAAUUGUGUUUUAAGGGAAGUGAAGAAAGAGGCAAAGGGAGGACAAGGUACAAAAGAAAACAUUGCCAAAAUUUCAGCCUUGGAAAAUAAAGAUGGAAUCAGAGACCAAAAGGAAAUCUAUACUCUUGGUAUUCUAAAGCGAGUAGGCCAGUUGACAGUUACAAGCCAGAAAGGCUUCAGAACCUGGUAUUCUAGUUACUUUGGAACUGCUUCUCUCUUCACCAACAGAACAUUUGCAGCUUUUGUAUUUUGGGCUUUAUUUGCCUAUAGCACUUUUGUGAUCCCUUUCAUCCAUCUCCCCGAAAUAGUGAAACAGUACAGAUUAUCAGCACAGAAUGACAUCUUUCCUUUGACUUCAAUUAUUGCAAUUGUUCACAUUUUGGGGAAGGUCGUCCUUGGCAUAAUCUCUGAUUUGCCUUGCAUCAGUGUUUGGAAUGUCUUCAUGGCAGCUAAUUUUACUCUUGUCUCUUGCAUUUUUAUUUUGCCAUUAAUGCAUACAUUUGCUAGCCUAGCAGUGGUUUGUGCCCUAAUAGGAUUUUCCAGUGGAUAUUUUUCACUUAUGCCAGUUGUCACUGAAGAUCUAGUAGGGAUUAAGCAUCUUGCAAAUGCCUACGGAAUCAUCAUUUGUGCCAAUGGGGUAUCAGCACUCUUGGGACCACCAUUUGCAGGAUGGAUUUAUGAUCUCACACAAAAAUAUGACUUUUCUUUCUACAUAUGUGGCUUCCUUUAUAUGGUGGGAAUACUUACUUUGCUCAUUCAGCCUUAUAUAGACAAGGAAAAGCCACGAUCAGGAAAAAAUAUAGAAAAUGAAAAUGUUUAGAAUCAUUCAAUUCAUGUUUUUAUGGAAGAAAUCUUGCAUUUCUGAAGGAAGUAUUAAAUUAUAUAUCAGCUAACAGUGUUAAACAAAACUGAACAUAUCAACCCUUACACUAAGGUGCAUCUCAAUCAAUAAUUGAACAUUAAUUUUUGUGAAGUUGGAGGUAAAAGGCAGUAAACAAAGAGCUUGGGUAUGGAGUGAUCAUUUGCCAGUGUGAGAAAAAGUCUGCAAAUAAUCCUUUGUACCCCACACCAAAAAUAAUAAGUAGGAGAAAGAAAGAAAUACUGUCAGGUUCCUAGUUUGAUAGAAUGGAUUUUUAUCUUUCUGCAAUUGCUUGCUGCUAUAAUAAGAUAUCAAGUACAGAUUCCUUUGAGACUGCAAAGGUUAUUGCAAGUGGCCAAAGUAGAUAUACCUGAUAUUUCUCCUUAUUUCUGAUCCACUGAAAGAAUGAUCAAUUUGGAUUUUCUAGGCCAAGACCAUAGUUACUGACCCCCUUUUGCUAUCCUGUUUACCAUGGGUUAGUUUUUAAUGCUUUGCUCCAAUAUCAGUAUCAAAUGACAACCUAGAAAGAUCAGUCCAUUCAAUGAACCAUCUGCUAAUGGACCAGAAUUUAUCAUAGCGCAACACACCAGUAAUUCUAGUGUAGCUUCCAAUUGCCUUAGGAACUGUUGUUGCAAUAGCUGCUACAACUACAGUGCUCUGCUGUUCUCUCAUUUUGCCUGGCAAAUAUGAUGGGAAUGUGGGCAAAAAAUAUGAUCUUUCACACUCAGUGUGAAGUACACUUUUAAAAAACCUGUGGAUAAAUUACUAUAGAUCAGUUCUUCGUAAGAUUUAUAAUAAUAUUGAAUAAUGGAUGGCUGUAUAAAACUUCCCAUCCCUUCUGAUUCAAAAUAGCCUAGAUACUGUAUGGUUAAUGAUGAUAAUUUUGUGAUGUGUUUGAGGAGUGUUUUUGAUAAUUUUGCUAAACUGAUGACAGCCAACCAUAAAAUCAACUGCCUGUGACAAGAUAAAUGCUUGAUGAGUGCAUAUGUGGUCGACUUUCAGAUAUUAGGUCAAGAUUUGGACUGGAAUGUAAAGGGAUUAAACCACCCGUUUAAAGAGGGCCUAGUUGAUGAGUUAUAGGAUGAGUUCACUGGGCAGGGAAUCUCAGGGAUCCUGUCUGUGUUAAUCUAAUUCUGAAUUUGAAAACAGAAGACUCAAAGAAUCAUGGCAAUGCUACUGUGAAAAAGGAAAAACUCACCGUUCUCUUGUCUUAUUUUCUCUUCUUGCUCAUCACAAUAUUCUAAUGUCAGUUGGGAACUAGCAGGAAGAGUCUUUCUGUAAAAGAAAAACAAUACUGGCAUGCAAAAGACGUGCUUGUAUUGUUAAGAAUUGAGCCAUUUUGCUCAGGAACGUCUUGCUUAAUAUCUCCUUCCUGGUGUAACAAUUAAGUUCUAUAAUUAUGGAGAAGAGAGAUAUUUUGCAAACAGAUUCUGUACAUACUUCAGAUUUGGGUUAGUUAGAAAACAAGUUUGUCAGAGCUGAGGAUUUCUAAAAAAUUAUGAAGGGUCCAGGGUUUUGACCAUAGAUAUCAACAUUUGGCCCUUUGUUUCUAUGGAGAUUCUUAAUCAUCCGGGUCAUGGUUGUCCCAAAGGUGUUUUUAUUAGGUACAUAGACUUUCUUGGGAUUUUUUUCCCCUUUAAAGAUAUUUUGCUUCUCACCCAAGAAGUUUAUUCAGUUUGUUCUUCAAACUAAAGAAGCUUCUUGGAUGAGAAGUAAAAUGUCUUCAAGGGGAAAAAAAAAUCAAGAAAAUCCAGUUGCCUUUUGAAAAGCACCUUUGGAAUGAUUUGGUCCUUUGUGUUACUCUUAAGACUUAAGUUCGCUAUGCAAUAUAACUGUGUUCUCCAAUAUAUUCUAGUACUAUGGGCAAUUUUAUCAUCUCUGCAAUCACACACUACUAUGCCUUGCCUUCUCAGCAUAAUAAAUUCCCAAUGUGGAUGGAAAUAUCAGUGACAAGCUCUUAAGAUCUGGCUCAGUUUCUGAGUGCACAGAGUCAUUUCUACUAUCAUUAUCAAGAACUCCUUUAUCUUAAUUCGACAACCUGAUGCAUUUUUCUACUGCCUUGGCAAUGGCUUGACUUCAGAUUCAUAAUGUGUGCAUUCAUUGGGAUCAAGAAAGCAUUAUGUUUGAUUUUCAUGGAUAGUUUAGUGGAUUUCAAGAUCUGACUCACUCUUAUCAGUUAGACUCCAUCCAAGUUAUUUUAACUGCCUGGUAUGUUGACCACACAAACAUUUUGUGAAGUGAAAAAACACAGAAUUUACUCACCCAGUGGUUUUGUAAAACUAUAAUUGAUUCUAGAACUAAGAGUUAAACAAAAUAUCUGGAACUCAAUUGGUGUGCCUAAAUGAAUUUAUUGAGGACAAAUUGUAAAUGGAAUGCAUGGCUAUCAUUACUUUUUAUUAUUAUUUGUUUUAUCCUGUUUUCUUUUUCACUGUCUUGAAUGUAAACUAUGAGGGUGAUUUAGAAAUAUUGUAAAAUAAGCAAUUAAAUGGAUUUUGUUGACCAGUC